Coniosporium apollinis CBS 100218 is the source of this 873-nucleotide messenger RNA. RefSeq lists its product as uncharacterized. The transcript has a single exon. The coding region runs from base 1 to 873 and encodes 290 amino acids. The record is from RefSeq and is a predicted model, not a curated record. NCBI's taxonomy places the organism in Eukaryota, Fungi, Ascomycota, Dothideomycetes.
AUGCAGCAAGAAGAACUGGUUCGGCUCUUCAGCCAGAACCUUACCCUGUCGAACCAUGCCUCUGUAGCCCCUUCAAUCGUAGAACAACCCCACGCCUUUCAACAACCGCAGCAGCAGCAGCAGCAGACACAUGACCAGCAGCAGAGCCAGCAACACCCCCAACCGGUCGUCUACAGCUCGACGCACUACACCCACUCCGCGCACAUCGUCCCCAAAGCAGCCCCUUCGCAGCCACCACCCCCCUUCACCCCCGCCGAGCUCUCCGAGAUCCUUACCCGCCACAGCAUCGACCCCUCGACCCUAUUCCCCUCCCAGCUGGACCUGUUCCAGCAAUCUCCCGAUGACGCCCGCCUGCGGCUCCUCGAGAUCUGGCGCCUCUCACCUCCCGACUACAGCAACCACGCGCUGGCACUCGAGCUCGGCAACUGGCCGCGCACAAGCCUGCAGCAAGAGGAAGAGAUGGCCAAACUGCGCUUCGAGCGGCGGGCGCGGCAGCAGGCGUACCAACAGGGCUCUACAGCGGGCACAGACAGCACAAUGGAGCAGGACGCCACGCCCCUCCCGCCGCUCUCCGUGUCAUCGGUAUCCCCCCCGCCGGACGAGAUGAAGACGGCCAGCGCGGAGCCGUACAUGCUGUCGGGCUACGAGACACUCGUGAAGCGGGAAUACGACGAGCAGGCCAAGGUGAUGGAUGCGGCGGGGAGGUACUACCAGGCGACGGAUCCGGUGUAUAAGAGCACGGGGCUGUGGGACAAGCAGGGACUGCAGGAGAUGGAGAAUCAGUAUGGGGCGUUUGCGCAGAUGAGGGAGUUUGGGACGACGCGGUUUGUGGGGGUGCACGGGGGCUUGAAUGAGGAUAUGAUGAUGAUGUGA